AUGGAGAGAUCUAAGAAGUCUCACAGGUCUCGUCAAUCUGGCCCCUCGGCCAAGAAGAAAUCCGAUACUGAUAAGAAGAAACGAGACCUCGCCGAUGAUAAGAAACGAGACCCUAGUACUGAUAAGAAGAAACGUGACCUCACCGAUGAUAAGAAGCGAAACCCUAAGGGCAAGAGGGAAACAACCAUCGAAAUCGACAACGCCAUCUCCAAAAUUGACCGGAAAGCACCUCUGUUCAUCAUCACUGGCAGAUCCAUCCUAGUCUCCCUUCUUUCCGUCACUUCUCACAAUAGAGAAACAAAAGGGGAGAGUCGAUUAUGA
Molecule: messenger RNA, 321 nt
Organism: Lactuca saligna
Lineage: Eukaryota; Viridiplantae; Streptophyta; Magnoliopsida; Asterales; Asteraceae
Source: the annotation of a GenBank genome assembly